Molecule: messenger RNA, 2475 nt
Organism: Acanthosepion pharaonis
Lineage: Eukaryota; Metazoa; Mollusca; Cephalopoda; Sepiida; Sepiidae
Source: the annotation of a GenBank genome assembly
AUGUUCAAGAACGAUUAUCAGGGAGGAGCCUAUUUUGAAAUUUUUUCUGCCCAGGGGAAAGAUGUUUUGGCCAAUUGGAAACUUGUUGGUGGUGCAGGUAUCAAAAAGGUUUAUGAAAGGGAAGUUAAAGGUUUUAUUUAUUCAUUGGAAGGAACCACCAGCACCACAAAGAUGACACUUCCAAAAGAUUCUCGACAGACUUUGGUUCUCGUCCAACAUUAUCUGAUUUUUCAAUCCUAUGUUAAUAGGGGUCAAGAUUUCUCCAUUGAACUUGGAGUUGUAGAUAUUAGCAGUAAUAAACGCAGAAUUCUGUUCUCUACUACCCAAAAAGAAGUCCAAUCAACACCACUUCAUGCUAAAGUGCCUCUGAAUAUCAUCAAAAGAGGAAUGUGGCUGAAUUUGUGCCUUGACCUUGUUUCAUUAGUUGGUGACUUGUGGAGGGGACAAACCUUUAAGGCUGUUGAAAGUGUGUGUGUCACAGCAACUUGUCAACUGCGUAAGAUCUUCACUAUGAAACGACCUCCUUAUGAAACUGCCAAUGAAAAUGAUAUUAAUCAGAAUUGCCAAAUUGAAUUUGACCACAUUCCAAAGCAAUGUCAAUUUGCCAAUGAUGUACAACAAGAAACACAGGUAAUAAACUUAAAGAAAAUUGUCAGAGCAAAUAAAUUACAAAGCAGUGAUGACAGCAGUUCUCAAGAAAGUUCAUUUCCAAUAAGUCAGCCAAUGCCACAUUUGGAAAUUGAUCAUAAACCCAAAAGUCAGAUUGCAUUUGGCUCUAAAAGGCAUUCAGCUGAAACCCACAGUCAGUUGACCUUUCGAAAAAUUAAGCAUGACAUGUCAUUCAAACCUCAUCCACCACGUGAACCUUCAUCAGAAAAAAAUCGCCGUCGGAUUCGAGUGAGGAAUGCAGGUCAUGAACUCAAUUCGGAAUCCUCCCAGGUUUCUCUUUGUGGAAAAACUCGCCCCACUGCAUCUGAAGAAGGAAAAACAAAUCUGGACAUUUGCAGAGAUAAAACUGUCAAAAACAGAAAUAACUCUCAAUCUAACAACUUGAAGGAAGAGAAAAUUCCUAAUUGCAAAGAUCAUCUCAUGCAUUCCAAGGUCAUGCGGCAGAAAUGGCCUGUUACCAAAAGUUCUGAUAACACCUCAGAGUUUGUGGAUACUGGCAUUGGGCCUGAUGUUCCUGAAAUUCAAUCACCCAGGAAACCAAUUGAAAUGGAUGAAUCUCUCUGUGGAGUUAUUGCAAUGCUGAAGGAUGGUUUGGUUAUGGCUGACAGUGAAUUGUCAGACAAUGGCAGCUCCAAUAGUGAUCACCAGAGUGAAUUUGGAGGCAGCGAGUUGGAUUUUGCUGAGAAAAAAGAUCCUGUUUAUGUUUUUACUUCAUUUCCAAAAUCUGCCCCAGAAUGUAGUCAUUCUCCUGUUCAAGAGGUUGACACAACAAAUGGGAAAUCAAAAGGCAAUGUUGUUGAUCCAGUCUAUUCUGGACGUGGUGCAAAACCAGAAGAUGAUUUUGUAUCAGUUCUGAAUGGCAGUGAUGACGAUGACUCUGUUGAAAAUGUAUCUGCAACAAGCAACCGUUAUGUGCGCACACAUAGUAACAGUGCAACUUCCAGCCGUGGCAGUUCGGGUAAGAGUGUUAGUUCUCGGGCAAACAUCCCUUUACCUGAGAAAGGAAGCAAACUACCAGUCCACAGUCAAGUGGUACAACAACUAAUUCAAUCAAGAUCAAAUGUUGGCCACAAAUCAGAGCUGGCUAAUCACACCAUACCCUAUGAUUCAAGUCAAUAUACUGCUUUACCUACCAUAGCAAAUGGAUGCCAAAGCUCGGUAUCAAGGCUGAAUCGUAAAUCACUACGAGAAGUGAGUCCAUCAAAUAUUAGGAAGUCCCUUGCCAAGUCUGGAGAGAAACCGUAUGACAGUAGCAAAUACCAAACUGCAGAUAAUGGCAUGAUGGAUUCACUUGAGGAACGAAUGUUGGCCAGCAUGAAAAGGCAACAAGAUGAAGAAUUGGCUCUUCACCAGAAAAAAGUUACUGAGUCUUCAGGACUUCCUGUUGAUCCUCCAUUGUUAGCUAAUCCUUUAUAUGAUGAUUCAUUAACUACCAACAGUGAUGAUGAUACAACCUUUAAUUCUCUCAAAGUGCCUUUGGCUUUGAGAUUUGCGCACAACUACAAAGAAGAGAUGAAAUAUCCAUCCAGACGCAGCACGGACACACUGAGUUCUUCAAAUCCUCGGGAUUGGAGUAAUGUGUUCAGUCCCCCAAUUGUACUUGCAAGUGAAAUAAACCAGCAGCCUUUACAAAUGGGAGGAACACUUGAUGGUUGUGUCGAUGACAACCUGACAACAGAUUGUGGUGUCCAAUCAAAAAGCUGCUUGAAUGAGAAAGACCAUGAAGAGGAACUGCAACUUCUUUAUGAUCCUGUUCUUGGUUAUUAUUAUGACCCAAAAAGUAGAAAAUAUUACCAACUGAUCUGA